Molecule: messenger RNA, 435 nt
Organism: Phytomonas sp. Hart1
Lineage: Eukaryota; Euglenozoa; Kinetoplastea; Trypanosomatida; Trypanosomatidae
Source: the annotation of a GenBank genome assembly
AUGUGUGAAAAAUGCAAUCUUAAUUACGGAAGGUUAGAUAAGCCUACAUGUGCAGCUUGCCCUACAGGUUGCUUAAAUUGCACCAACAAUAUUAGCCGGUGUGAUAAAUGCGCUGACGGAUAUAAUUUAAAUAACGAAGGAGAUGUUUGUGAAAUUAUUUGCCACGACGAUAAUUGCCUUAAAUGCAAGGACGGCCAAAUGUGUGAAACAUGCAAACCCGGGUAUGGAUUGAAUCCGGAAGGCAAAUGCGGUCUAUGUAGCGUUACUAAUUGCGCCGAAUGCAAUGACGAUGUUACUAAAUGUACAAUAUGUGAUGAUGCUCUUGAGCCGAGCACUCAAAAAGAUGCUUGUGUCAAAUUCGACGGAGUCUCUCGGGUCUCAGGUCCAUUAUUUAUUGGACUCAUCUCUGUGCUGGGGACGGCAGUACUACUUUAA